AUGAACAACCUCCAUGCGCCCACAGUCCCGUCCGGACAGACAAGCUCCUACACAAGCAACGGCGAUGCGGGGCAGAUGAGCUUCAAAGAGCUUGAACGAUGGAAGGACGAUAUUGAAGCAGAACUCAAGGCACUCGGCAGCGUGCUUGACUCGCAUGGAGUAGACAUGAACACGGCGCUCAUCACGAGAGACGGCUUCCCUCGCUCUGACAUCGACGUUGCUCAGAUUCGGACAACAAGGGCUCGAAUCAUUCGACUCCGAAACGAUUAUAAGGGCCUCAUGACUCGGAUCGAAAAGUUCCUCCACGAUCAUUUCGCGGGCCUCGAUGCCGACGGCGAAACAGCUCCCAAUUCCAGUGGCGAAUUGCCCAUCCUUCCAGAUUCGCAACCCGAGUCCCUAGACCCGCCGUUUGCGAAGGUCAACACCGUUGCCGCAGGAAGUCCAGCUGAGCUGGCUGGCUUGAAGGCUGGCGACGAGAUUCGCAAUUUCGGCUACGUAAAUCGAUCCAACCACGACAACCUCAAGAAGGUGGCAGAGUGUGUGCAGGGAAACGAAGGAAGCAACGUAUUUAUCAAAGUGUCACGACCUGCAGGCGUGGCGCAACGAGAGGAGCUACGGCUAACCCUGACCCCGAGAAAGGAUUGGGGUGGACGUGGAAUGUUGGGCUGCCAUAUCCUCCCCCUCUAA
Ilyonectria robusta is the source of this 687-nucleotide messenger RNA. RefSeq lists its product as uncharacterized. The transcript is spliced from 4 exons. The record is from RefSeq and is a predicted model, not a curated record. The coding region runs from base 1 to 687 and encodes 228 amino acids. Gene Ontology annotation, molecular function: protein binding. Gene Ontology annotation, cellular component: cytoplasm; nucleus. NCBI's taxonomy places the organism in Eukaryota, Fungi, Ascomycota, Sordariomycetes, Hypocreales, Nectriaceae. Gene Ontology annotation, biological process: proteasome regulatory particle assembly.